ACAGUUUACUUGUAAAUAUAAAGUUCCAAGCACCGUGGAAGACAGAUUGAUCCUACUCUAUUUCUGUUCUUGCUACUUCCUUUUGCAACCCAAAUCUUUUUAAUUUGCACGUCUGCAAACACAAAGAACGCAUCUGUUUCUGCCUCUAACCAUCAUUCUCUUCUGUCUUUCUAGAAAAGGAUGAGGUCCGAGCUCAGCGCAAACAACCUUCUUAUUUCUUCUUCUAGUCUCUAUUCUUCUGAAUCUAUAACAGAUUUUACUCUCUCUCGUCUUUUCUUUUCUUAUUCUAAUAAUUCUAAUUCCGGUUUCUAUUCUCCUUUGUAUCAAGAAAUAACCGCCUCGAUGCCCAGUGAAUAAUUGUAAGUUACCGGUUUUAUAUUUUUGUGGCUGAGACAGCUUUUGGGUCUUGAGGAAUGGCAGAGAAAUUUUGUGUUAAGCGCCUUCAGAAAGAAUAUAGAGCACUUUAUUAUGUGCUGGAAGGGAGUGAAGGAACACCUUUUGCAGGUGGGUAUUACUAUGUAAAAAUCAAGUUCCCUCCAGAGUCUCCCUACAAGCCUACUGGAAUCAUCAUGAUCACCCCCAAUGGACGAUUUAUGACACAGAAGAAAAUAUGCUUGUCUGUGAGUGAUUUUCAUUCAGAAAGUUGGAACCCUAUGUGGUCUGUAUCAAGAUACAAGGAUUUCAGUCUAAUUGCAAGUUCUUUUGUUGCUGCACCAUCUUUUUAAACACCUAUACCUGUCAUAGGGUGCUUUUGACAUGUGAAACAAUUGCCAAAGUUUGUAUUUGCUUCUUUAACUGUUUGAACUAAAUUUCUUUCUGUUUAAUAGGGCAGCAUACUCACAGGGCUUCUCUUUUUCAUGGUGAGACUUUGUGUGUAAAUGGGUUUUUCAUUUUUUAAUUGAACUUCAGCUGGGUUCAACUGCAAUUGGGUUAAAGACAAAAGACGGUGUCGUUCUAGCUGU
Durio zibethinus is the source of this 962-nucleotide messenger RNA. Lineage: Eukaryota; Viridiplantae; Streptophyta; Magnoliopsida; Malvales; Malvaceae. The record is from RefSeq and is a predicted model, not a curated record.